GCGCAUGCCCACUGUGCCCAGCUGCUCCGCUUUCGAGCAUCCUAGACUUCUGCCACCAGGUAAGGACAUCCUAGAAGCUGAGCUACAGUUGGCUGGGGCACACAGAAACCUGGGGGUGCCAAGAGUUUCCAGGUACGUAAGCGGGAAAGGGGUGCCGAGUCUCAGCUAAAAAAAAUCCCCCAUGGCAGAGAUCCGAGUACACAUGCAGCAGUUUCCAAGGUGGGGGGGCCGAGGAAGGGGAGGAUGAUGGGAGAAGACGAGCAGCUACAAGCCCCCGCACGCAGUGCGCAGCUGGCUUCUGGAAAGAGGCCCGCGAUGCAGUGCUGCCCGGCCUCGGCGCAGAGCCCCGGCGGAGCGCCAGACGCUGACUGCCCGCACUGGAAUGCUCGCGAUGAGAAGACAGGUGGAGUACUGCAAGCGAGCGAGCCUUCAGCUCUCGUAUCCAUGACGCCUGCUGCUUUGGGGGACCCCUGGCCUGCUGGGAAGUGGGUCUCUGUGGGCCAUCCUGUCCCGCCCUUGCCGGCGCCGGACCCCCACGGCCCCGGAGCCUUCCUCGCUGCCACGGGUUGACAGAGCCGGACGUGACGCUACCGUGGAAGGAAGGGAGGGGCGGAGCGUGCCGCGGUGACGUCCUCCCAAGAUGGCGGAGAGAGAGUGAAGAAACUGUGUUCCGUCUUGGGUUGCUAUCGAUCAAGGGUAAAAUUCCAUUGAUACCAAAAUGCAGUAUUCGCACCACUGUGAGCACCUUUUAGAGAGACUGAACAAACAGCGGGAAGCAGGUUUUCUUUGUGACUGCACCAUAGUGAUUGGAGAAUUCCAGUUUAAAGCUCAUAGGAAUGUGCUGGCCUCCUUUAGUGAGUAUUUUGGUGCGAUCUACAGAAGCACUUCUGAGAACAAUGUCUUUCUUGAUCAGAGUCAGGUGAAGGCUGAUGGAUUUCAGAAACUCUUGGAGUUUAUAUACACAGGAACUUUAAAUCUUGACAGUUGGAAUGUUAAAGAAAUUCAUCAGGCUGCUGACUAUCUCAAAGUGGAAGAGGUGGUCACUAAAUGCAAAAUAAAGAUGGAAGAUUUUGCUUUUAUUGCUAAUCCUUCUUCUACAGAGAUAUCUAGUAUUACUGGAAACAUUGAAUUGAAUCAACAGACUUGUCUUCUUACUCUGCGAGAUUAUAAUAAUCGAGAGAAAUCAGAAGUAUCUACAGAUUUGGUUCAGGCAAAUCCUAAACAAGGAGCAUUAGCAAAAAAGUCAUCUCAAACAAAAAAGAAGAAGAAGCCGUUCAACUCCCCAAAAACAGGGCAGAAUAAAACAGUGCAAUAUCCCAGUGAUAUUUUAGAGAAUGCAUCUGUUGAAUUAUUCCUAGGUGCAAAUAAACUGUCCACACCUGUCGGAGAACAAGUUGCACAAAUAAAUGAUAAUUCAGAACUCGAAUUGACAUCGGUUGUGGAAAAUACUUUUCCAGCACAAGAUAUUGUGCAAACUGUUACAGUGAAACGGAAACGUGGAAAAUCACAGCCGAACUGUGCUCUGAAAGAACACUCUAUGUCUAAUAUAGCCAGUGUCAGGAGUCCUUAUGAAGUGGAGAACUCCAGAGAAGAGCUGGAUCAGAGGUAUUCCAAGGCCAAGCCAAUGUGUAACACAUGUGGGAAAGUGUUUUCAGAAGCCAGCAGCUUGAGAAGGCACAUGAGAAUACAUAAAGGAGUCAAACCUUAUGUCUGCCACUUAUGUGGAAAGGCAUUUACCCAGUGUAACCAGCUGAAAACCCAUGUAAGAACUCAUACAGGUGAGAAGCCAUACAAAUGUGAAUUGUGUGAUAAAGGAUUUGCUCAGAAAUGUCAGCUAGUCUUCCAUAGUCGCAUGCAUCAUGGUGAAGAAAAACCCUAUAAAUGUGAUGUAUGCAACUUACAGUUUGCAACUUCUAGCAAUCUCAAGAUUCAUGCAAGGAAGCAUAGUGGAGAGAAGCCAUAUGUCUGUGAUAGGUGUGGACAGAGAUUUGCCCAAGCCAGCACACUGACCUAUCAUGUCCGUAGGCAUACUGGAGAAAAGCCUUACGUGUGUGAUACCUGUGGGAAGGCAUUUGCUGUCUCUAGUUCUCUUAUCACUCAUUCUCGGAAACAUACAGGUGAAAAACCAUACAUAUGUGGUAUUUGUGGGAAAAGUUUUAUUUCCUCAGGAGAGCUCAACAAACACUUUCGAUCCCAUACAGGAGAAAGACCAUUUAUCUGCGAAUUAUGUGGAAAUUCUUACACUGAUAUUAAAAAUUUAAAGAAGCACAAAACAAAAGUCCAUUCUGGUGCAGAUAAAACUCUAGACUCCAGUGUAGAGGAUCAUACUUUGAGUGAACAAGAUUCCAUACAAAAGAGUCCUUUAUCAGAAACUAUGGAUGUGAAACCUUCUGACAUGACUUUACCAUUAGCUCUUCCACUUGGGACUGAGGACCAUCACAUGCUUCUGCCUGUCACAGAUACUCAGUCUCCUACAUCAGAUACAUUGUUGAGGUCAACUGUGAAUGGAUAUUCAGAACCACAGUUGAUUUUUUUACAACAGUUAUACUGAAUGUGAGGAAUAUGGAAUUGCUAAGAUGUCAUUGAUAGCAAACAUCUCUGGUAAGGUGCAUAUAUUCAUAUUAAAUUCCCAUUCAUUUGAGUUGUUACCAUUAUUUUUCAUUCACUGAAGUAAAAGCACCUGAUGCUGCAUCACAACUGCAGUGUUUGUUUUUAUUUUUGCCUUUUAUGUCUAUACACACAGCUUUUUAAGGAAUGAAUUAUAUAGCACCAUUUUGGAUGGAUGAGUUUUAUUUUCUUUUAAAGCUGCCUUAAUUCCAUUUUUAUUUUGCAUUUAGAAUUGCCCUUCAUUUACUACAUCAGCCAGUUAAUGUGAUUCUGUUUUGACCUGUGGGAUUUAAAAAUUUUACUGCCCUCAGAAUUUAAGCAAAAUCCAUGAUAGUAUCAGCCCAAGAAUGUGUUGUUAUUUGUAAGCCCCACAGAACAAUACAUAAACUAUGGAGAAAAAAUAAAAUUUCAUAUUUCUGCUCAUGAAAAUUUAGUUACUGAGUAAGAAUUGUGCUAUUUCUCUAUUAAAUAUAUUCUGUUAGAGAUACCUUUUCUAAUGAAACAAAAACAUAUUUCUCAAAAUCUAGAAAACUGCAUAUAAAUUUUUGUUCAUUUAGGACACAGUAUUCUGGAGAAAACCAAUGGUCAGUACUUUUGGUUUGAGUUAUUUAAGAUUAUAUUUUCAAAAGGAACUUUAAAUAGGUAAUUGGUGUCUUUAUCUCAGCAAAGACGGUUUCAAAAUUUGAUUCAGUUUGUUUUAUUCAGUUUCUAGAAUAUUAGCGAUGAAAAUAUACUGAGUUUUGAAAUAUUUUGGCAAGCCUCUCUUAUGCCUGUUAGGCCCUUUUUAAAAGAAAUACUAAAUUCCAAAAAGAA
Molecule: messenger RNA, 3420 nt
Organism: Saimiri boliviensis boliviensis (Bolivian squirrel monkey)
Lineage: Eukaryota; Metazoa; Chordata; Mammalia; Primates; Cebidae
Gene: MYNN
Product: myoneurin
Biological process (GO): regulation of transcription by RNA polymerase II
Molecular function (GO): DNA-binding transcription factor activity; protein binding; RNA polymerase II cis-regulatory region sequence-specific DNA binding
Source: RefSeq, a predicted model, not a curated record